AUAUUCGUGCGAAGGCGCAAAUUUUGGAAAAACAAACAUGGCGAACGAGUGAAAAAUCUUCUGUUUGUGAGUGAAAAUUAGGAAAUUUUGCCUGAAAACCCGUAGGAAAAUGAAUCAAAAGUGGUGCAAACGCUUGACCAGUGUGCGAUUCACGUCGAUAAGUAUAAUUUUGUCGUUGUUUUGCUUGAUUCAAGCGACAAAUGCUCAACUCCACAAGAAUCUAAAACACUACGAAACGCUUCAUGCGGACGAUCUUACGCAUCGGAUCACGAAACGGGGCGCCAAGCAUAGCAGCCAUCCGUUCAAUACAAUCAAGGAGGUCGAGUUCAAGGUGCUGGGACGGAACUUCCGACUAAUUCUGCACCCGCACAAAGAAGUCCUGCACAGCAACUUUCGCGCCUAUUCCGUCGAUGGAAGCGGAACGGAAUCGAUCGUUCAUCUGGAUCAUGACAACUUUUUCAAGGGACGAGUUUUCGGGGAGUCCGAUUCGCACGUGAAUGCCCACCUGGAAAAUGGCAUUCUGACGGCUUCGGUGGUGCUUCCGGGCGAAACGUAUCACAUCGAGCCAUCGUGGAGACAUCUGGGCCACCUGUCGGAUAAGCACAUGAUUGCCUACAAGCAGUCGGACAUCAAAUUCAGCUGGGAAGAUGUGGAUGCGAUUGGUGGAGAAAUGGGAGGUGUGCCGAAGACUUGCGGCUACAUUAAGGAAGGAGCUGAGCUGGAAGGAAGUGGGGAUGAAGAGGAUCAACUGGGGUUUGAUAUGCCCUCGGUUUGGACGGCAGAAGCCGAGGGCGAUGCGGAGCGGGUGAAGAAGACACGUACAAAACGACAGGCCGACCAGUAUGAAUACACGCCCACGAAGACCAGAUGUCCUUUGCUUCUGGUGGCGGACUACCGAUUCUUCCAGGAGAUGGGAGGCAGCAACACCAAAACGACCAUCAAUUACUUGAUAAGUCUCAUCGAUCGUGUGCACAAAAUUUACAACGACACCAUUUGGCAGGAUCGCCAGGACCAGGAAGGAUUCAAAGGGAUGGGCUUCGUGAUCAAGAAGAUAGUGGUCCAUUCGGAGCCUACGAGGGUUCGGGGAGGCGAAGCGCACUACAAUAUGGUUCGUGAAAAGUGGGACGUGCGAAAUCUGUUGGAGGUCUUUUCUCGUGAAUACAGUCACAAAGAUUUUUGCCUUGCCCACCUGUUCACGGAUCUUAAGUUCGAAGGCGGUAUUCUAGGUCUAGCUUACGUUGGAUCACCCCGACGGAAUUCCGUCGGCGGUAUAUGUACUCCAGAAUACUUCAAAAACGGAUACACACUCUAUCUGAACUCGGGUCUGAGCAGUUCCCGGAACCACUACGGACAACGAGUCAUCACGCGCGAAGCAGAUCUCGUCACCGCUCACGAAUUCGGGCACAACUGGGGCUCGGAGCAUGAUCCGGACAUUCCCGAAUGCUCGCCAAGUGCAUCCCAAGGUGGCAGUUUCCUGAUGUACACCUACUCGGUCAGCGGGUACGACGUGAACAAUAAAAAAUUCUCGCCCUGCUCUUUACGGUCGAUUCGGAAGGUACUGCAGGCAAAAUCCGGACGGUGCUUCUCCGAACCCGAGGAAUCGUUUUGUGGAAAUUUGCGCGUGGAAGGGGAUGAGCAGUGCGAUGCGGGCUUGCUGGGUACGGAGGACAAUGACGGGUGCUGCGACAAGAACUGCAAGCUUAGACGAAGCCAAGGAGCAGUUUGUAGCGAUAAGAACUCUCCAUGCUGCCAGAAUUGCCAGUAUAUGAUGUCUGGAGUAAAGUGUCGCGAAGCUCAGUACGCCACGUGCGAACAGGAAGCCAGAUGCACCGGAAAUCACGCCGACUGUCCGAAGAGUCCUCCGAUGGGUGAUGGUACCAUGUGCCAGGAGAGGGGACAAUGUCGCAAUGGAAAGUGUGUGCCGUACUGCGAAACCCAGGGACUACAGAGCUGCAUGUGUGAUACGAUGGCCGAUGCUUGCAAGCGAUGCUGUCGGCAAAGCAUUAAUGAAACGUGCUUCCCGGUGGAACCACCGGAUGUGCUGCCGGAUGGAACGCCCUGCAUCCAGGGCUUCUGCAACAAGGGUAUGUGCGAGAAGACGAUCCAGGACGUUGUGGAACGCUUCUGGGACAUCAUCGAGGAGAUCAACAUCAACAAGGUGUUGCGGUUCCUGCGGGAUAACAUAGUCAUGGCCGUUGUAAUGUUAACAGCGCUCUUUUGGAUUCCGGUCAGCUGCAUCAUAUCGUACUUCGAUCGAAAAAAGCGCAAAGAAGAUUGGAAGGAGUAUGAGUGGAGUCAGAAGUUGGACUUGAUACAUCCCAGCGAUCGCAGACGGGUGAUUCACAUUAGAGUCCCAAGACAGAAAAUUACCGUCGCUCGUAUGUAAGUAUCAAAAAAUCUUAUAAUUGUUCUCCCACGCCCCAUACAAGUCCCUUAAAUUUAAGCUUUCGAAUCGAGUAAAAAACGAACGUUCAGUGGUCAAUCGAA
Molecule: messenger RNA, 2487 nt
Organism: Aedes aegypti (yellow fever mosquito)
Lineage: Eukaryota; Metazoa; Arthropoda; Insecta; Diptera; Culicidae
Gene: Tace
Product: ADAM 17-like protease
Exons: 7
Coding region: 110-2386 (758 amino acids)
Biological process (GO): membrane protein ectodomain proteolysis; Notch signaling pathway
Cellular component (GO): plasma membrane
Molecular function (GO): metalloendopeptidase activity
Source: RefSeq, a predicted model, not a curated record